Molecule: messenger RNA, 1467 nt
Organism: Aspergillus puulaauensis
Lineage: Eukaryota; Fungi; Ascomycota; Eurotiomycetes; Eurotiales; Aspergillaceae
Product: IFRD domain-containing protein
Exons: 2
Coding region: 1-1467 (488 amino acids)
Source: RefSeq, a predicted model, not a curated record
AUGCCUGAUCUCCGCCGUCAGGUUUUGGAGAGUGGCAAGACCAUGUCUCGCAAAGCAGCCUCGAGGGAAGGCUCCGGCCGAACUUCGCGCACCAACUCCGCGAAAAACUCUCGCCAGUCAUCUCGAAAUGCAAGCAGGCAAGCUUCAGACGAUGAGGAUGCAGGCAACCUCAGCGACGAUACCGCAGUCAGCCUCGGCUCGCUUGACGAUCUCGAAAAUGCUGAUCUCGAAAAUAACAACGACAACGACGACAACGACGACAAGAACGACAACUGGACCCAGGAACUGGAUGAAGUCAUUGACGAUAUCUUGGAUCGCAAACGAAGCAGCACGUUUGGCCGCGAAGAAACUUAUGCUACCUUCUGUCGCCUCUCCAAGUUCCACUUUGUAGAAGAGUCUAUCCGGCGCCGAGUUCCCGACCUUCUAGCUGCGUUUAUCCGCAGCAUCAAAUCGGGGGCCAGUGAGCGAGAAAGCGUACUUGCCCUGCGCGCUCUGGGGCUUGUAACAAUCACCGCUUCGGACGACACCAUAUUUGACAGCGUGGAACCUCUCCUCACCCGUAUCAUUCGUGAUUCACCCUCUUCUGAAAUCAAAACAGCAGCAAUUUAUUGCUUGGGAACAUGCACUAUGUUCGGCGGUGCUGGGGAUGACGAUAUCCAGGACCAGAUGACAUUCCUUUUAGACAUAGUCGCUUCUGAUGGACAAUCUAUCGACGCACAGGGCAGCUCCACUUGCGUUUGUGCGGUACUCCAGAUAUGGGGUUUCAUGGCGACAGAAAUCGAAGAUCUUGAAAACGAAAGCGAAGACUCGAUUCAGAUAUUCAUGGAACAGUUGACCGGUAAUGACCCUAACGUGCAGAUUGCGGCUGGCCAGAACAUCGCCCUCCUAUAUGAGAAGAGCUACACGCCUCAAGAGGAUUCUGACGACGAAGACGAGGAGGAAGAUAAAGAUUAUGACAGCGAGGACGAAAAAGAGAACCUCCGCGGGCCCAAGCUGAUUAAACGGUACGACCCAUACCACAACACACCUGAGCUUGAGCGCCAGUUGCAAUCUCUCGCAACAGUGCACACAAGACGUCUGAGCAAGCGCGACAAGAAGAACCUCCACAACAACUUUGCGUCCAUAUCCACUACCGUUGCAGACCCGCGCCGCGGCCCGAUGUAUAGCUCUGCAAUCGACCACGAAACAAACCGACACUACGGCAGCAAGCUCACCGUCAAGAUCGGCCGGCAAGGCAUCAUGCAUAUCGAUCGCUGGUGGAAAUGGAUCCGUCUGAACGCACUGCGCCGUGUGCUUCAGGGUGGCUUUGCAAUCCACUAUUUCGAGGGCAAUCUUGCCGUUCUAGACAGUCUUCCCGUGGUAAUGGUUCGGGUGGAGGACGAGCCACCGGACCGUUCCGUUUUUAAGAAGGCAGCGAAGAUGCGAAACAGCCUGCGUUGGAAAGCAGCGCAUUCUGAUAGUGACUAG